Molecule: messenger RNA, 3940 nt
Organism: Brachypodium distachyon (stiff brome)
Lineage: Eukaryota; Viridiplantae; Streptophyta; Magnoliopsida; Poales; Poaceae
Exons: 3
Coding region: 151-3678 (1175 amino acids)
Source: RefSeq, a predicted model, not a curated record
GUAGGAUGAGAUCCCGCACCAGAUUCGUCGUGAAGUGAGCGAGCGCCUGACGGAAUCCUGAAGCGAAGCUAAGCGACCAACGGCGAACCCCACCAGUACGCCACCGCCGAUUUCCCCACCCACUACGCGGCUGGAGGCAGUCGGGGAGCGAUGGCGGCAUCGGGAUCGGGAGGCGAGCCCGGGCGGCCCUGGACGGCGACCAGCACCUGGGCUCCGGCCGGAGCCGCGACGGUCGAGGACGCCGUGUCUUUCGAGACGUCCACCGACGACGCCGAGUCCUCCCCCACGGCCGUCGUCCUCGCCCGCCCGCCCUCCGACGGCGGAGAGGAUCCCCCUCCAUGCGAAGUUACUGUUAAUUUCACAGGAAAGUAUGAGAUUCAUAGAGUGUAUGUGAAAAGCACAGCCCGGAUUUAUGAAAUAUACUAUUCAACCAACCUGAAGGAUACCAGCAAGGAUUAUCUAUGCACUGUGCGCUGUGGACUUGCUGCUAAUGAACCGCUGCCCUCUGGUGAAGAGUGUAUGUCUCAGGGGAGUAGCAAUACUGUAUCUGUUGAAAAGCAUGAACAAGAGACCAAAAGUGUAACCAGUAGUAGUGAUGAAGAUAGCUGGGUUGAAGUCAAAGUUCCAGAGUCUCCUCUGGAAAGCAACACACCUGAAUCUCAAGAAAGGAAUGCGAUUGGAACCCACCAGAAAAAUACUCUGGCACACUAUGAAGCAACUGCUGAGAUAACUGACGCAAGCCCAUGUGUUUCUCUUACUGUCCGUCUUCUUUCACUAGAGUCAAAGACAUCAGUGCACCUUGAAGAGAUCUACAUAUUUGCUGAUAAUGUUGGGUCCACCAGUGAUGAGUCAGUAGCUGGUCCUGGAAACAUGGGAGGUAGUUCUUUGUUGGCUAUGCUUGUUCCUGGUCUUAUGCAAAUGUCCAAAUCUACAAAGUGCAAAAUAGAUGACAGUUAUUUUCCUGAUGGCCUGAGGACACAACUUCCUGAAGGUUGUGCAUUGAAAGAGAGCAGCCCAUGUGGAAAGAUUGAUUUAGAAGCAGCAAUGUGUGGCACAAAUGAUUCAAGUUUUAUGUCAGCUGGGUUGGAAAACAGAAUACCACCUAUGGGGGGUGAUACGAUCUCUAAUGAAAAAAGCAACCAAGGUGAGUUCCCAUUAAAUGUUCCCAGACCUCUCCCUUUGCCUGAGCGAACAACAGAAAAUAUACAAGUGGCAUCGGCAAAGGGCCAGAGAGUAUCAAAUAUGGAUCAGGACACUGGUCCUGUCAUGAAUGGAAAUUUUACUCCGCACAAUCCUAUUGAGAAGACGCUGGAAAUUCUCCUCUCCAAGGUGGAUAAAGUGGAGUUAUAUUGCUCUAGGUUUGAGGACAGUAUGAUGAGGCCCCUCGGUAGCAUUGAGGCAAGGCUUAAGCGGCUGGAGCAACAGUUUGAUUCAUUUUCUGUAGAGAUUCAGUCUUUGUCUGCAAGAAUGUCAGUCCCAAAUGUUUACUCUGAUAUCACUAACUCACAGGAAAAGGAACAUUAUAGUGGCAAUACUGGAACUUCUGCUUCUAUAAUGAACAGGCAGCCAGGCUUGGUUAUCAGGGCGCCAGAAUUUUCUUUAGAAGAUUCCUGUGGUUGUGAUUUGGCCGAUGAGAAUACAAUACGUGGACCUAAUGUUAGGGCUUCUGAUUUCAUAUGUGAACCUGAGGUAACUUGUGAGAAGCUUCAUCACGGGCCUUUUCCACCAGCUGAUUCUGCUUCAUCUUCUGAGAAAGAACGUAAGAGUACACCAGGUCUAGCUGUUAAGGUUCCAGAGUUCCCAAAUGAUGAAGACGAUGAAGUGGAGGAUGUCAAAGAAACAGCUGGUGAUCUUGAUGAUCGUCAUACAAACUCUGAUGAUACUCUGAGCAAAAGCACUGUCAACGACCCCAAAGGCAAAGCUCCUGUUACUAUUGAUGGUGCAUUAGCAUUCGCCUUGGAGGCAUUUCUCAAUUCCACCAAAGCUACGUCACCCUCGAAGUCUGUUGCUUGCACCGCCAGUAAUUUAAGUGCUGAAAAUACAAUUGAUUCCUCAAGUUCCUCCCUUUCUAAUGGACAAGCUGAUGAGAUAUCCACUAAAGAUGGAUCAGUUGGCCAAUUUCAUGGUGAAUUUGGUGAUGUAAGUAAGGAAGUUGAUGUGGUUCCACCCACUUCUGUCUCUAAGGCACGCUUGGUCGGGAAUGUUGAGGUAAAUGAACUGAAUAUUGAUCUCUAUCCUGACAAGACGGCAUUUGCUAGCACUGAACCAUGGAGUGUUCCUUCAUGGCCUCAUACUGGAUCUGUUGAUGACCGUACGCAGGUAAACGGAAAGAAUUAUGAUCCUACUUUGGACACAAUGACAUUUGUCAUGAGCAAUGAACCUGUGGAUGAUCCUUCUCAGCCUCCUCCUACACUUCUGGGGUCAGUUGCUGAUGGAACUCAGAUGAAAGAAAAAUCUUCAACUAUUUGGGAAUCUGUUGAUAAGACAGCUCAAGUGAAUGAAAGCAGACCUGUUGUAUCCUUGGCAGAGUUUCUUGCAGCAAGAAAUGCUAGCUCUUUCAGGAAUGGUCCUUCUGAGGUGUGCCUUGGUAACGAUGGUGCUGCAAUAUCCUCCUUCAAGAGAACAUCCCCAGGAGCUCAUAAGAACUUGGAAGAUGCUGACCGCAAGGUGGGCCAGAAGAACCCAAUGUUCCAACUUUUGCUAGUGAAGAAAGCUUUGGAGAUUGAUGAGGGAGACGGAAAUAUUUCUGGUGACCUAUCCAUUAACACAACUUUUGAAUCAUCAAACUGUGCAUCUCCUGCAAAUGGUGCUACCAGGGAUGGUGUCAAUGCAAUGGAAACCUUGUCAGAUAAGGAUGGAGAUCUGGAGAUUACAGAGAACAACAUUAGGCUUUCUGGUGGGAUGGACUCUGUAUUCUUUGAGUUUCCUGAUUCCAAGAAAACAUGGAUCGAUAAUAGCAGCUUGGACUCCGGCCCUGUUGAAACCCUCAUGAAACCAGAGGUGGAACACUCCUGGUUAGAUUUGAGCAGUAUAGAGUCGCUUGGUGUAGUUUUUGCCACUGAAGCCAUCAGUUCAAGGAACACUGCGACUGGAAAUCAUUUCGAAGAUCUUUUUGCAGGUAAUGGAGCUAGUUAUAACGUGACCCCUACUGCAGGGCCACAGCUGCAAAGGGUUUAUGACUUGCUACAUGAGUGCGAGAAUGACAUCUUGGGCAUGCCUUUCGUAGCAGAGAGAACAAAUAAUAGCAGCCCGUCUCUCGAAGUCUUGCUUGGAGAAUCAUCUGAUUCUGAAGCUCAAAUUUCUGAUCUGGAGGACAUUGACAAUGAAGCUGCCCCUUUUGGUUCAGAUAAUUUGUUCAGUACAUUCUCAUCUUCAGAUGAAGAAGCCUUUGCCAUGGAUGGGCCUUUGGUUGAUGUGGUCGAUGCGCCCUUACCAUCAGAGGUGUAUGCUUCUGCCGCCAAUGAGCCGUUGGUUGAUGUGGUUGAUCGGACAGAUCCUUCAGAGACGUAUGCACCUUCAGUAAACGAGCCUUACAGUGAUGUGCCUGACCUGCCAGAGCCUUCAAACAUAGAUGCUUCUGCUGUGGACAAGCCUUUGUCCAGUGUAGAUGAUCUGCCAGAAACUUCAGAGACAUUUGCUGGAGGGAGCAGUGGAGAACAUCAUGAUAGUCUUAUAUAGGGUCAGGAGAUACUGCGUACUGCUCCGCUCAUCAGAAAUAAAAGAAAGGUAUCCUUAGCUGCACUAAUUAGUUCUUUACCUGGUGUGCCAUGUACAGUGAUCGUCGUGUUUUCUUCCAUGACCAUGCAGUUUUUUGUACAUAUAAGUUCUCUGCAACAAUCUUAUGACCAGACAAGGUACCUCCGGCUCGCUUUGCUUUUCUGCCGUCUGUGUGUAAUAUAUUUACCGCCAAUCGUGAUGACACAGUGAGCAUCAUUUCGAA